Molecule: messenger RNA, 1601 nt
Organism: Pelodiscus sinensis (Chinese soft-shelled turtle)
Lineage: Eukaryota; Metazoa; Chordata; Testudines; Trionychidae
Gene: DUSP15
Product: dual specificity phosphatase 15
Biological process (GO): signal transduction; protein dephosphorylation
Cellular component (GO): cytosol; plasma membrane
Molecular function (GO): protein tyrosine phosphatase activity
Source: RefSeq, a predicted model, not a curated record
UAGCACUCCCACAAGAGUGCGGAGAGGGGUGGUUUCAGAUUUCUCCUCUAUUGUCUCAGCCCUGGCCAAGAGUACAACUGGUACAAGGCACUUUGAGAGCAGUUUCACCAUCCGGAAGGGAGGCCGUCCUGAGAGAAGGGCUUCAGCUGCUGCCAGAUCAGUUUUGGUGCUUGUGAAGAGGAAAAAACAAGCAAGCCGCUCCUAUUGCAACAAACACAGUGAAUCUCUUCCUCACCCACACAGAAAUCCUGCCAUUGAGCAUUUUGGAGAGGCAGCUACGAUAUCAGCUGAGGGACCGCUGUGCCAAAGCAUCAGGAAACAUCGCCUGCAUCCCUCCUGGCCUUCGGUAGUAAUUGCUUUGAACCAUGGGAAAUGGCAUGAAUAAGGAACUGUCCAGUUUGGCCGAUGUACAUAGCAGAGGGCCACUGCUGGCACAUGAUGGCGUAGGUGUGCAGGUUCUCCCUGGACUUUACCUUGGGAACUUCAUAGAUGCCAAAGACGUGGAGCAACUGAGCAGGAAUAAGAUCACCCAUAUUAUUUCAAUCCAUGAAUCUCCCCAGCCACUGCUGCAGGAAAUUACGUAUCUACUCAUUCCGCUGCAGGACACGCCCGAGGCCAACAUCAAGAAGCACUUUAAGGCCUGUAUCCGUUUCAUCCACUGCUGCCGCCUGCACGGAGGGAACUGCCUUGUUCACUGCCUGGCAGGCAUCUCCCGGAGCACCACCCUUGUUAUUGCCUAUGUCAUGGCAGUGACGGAGCUGAGCUGGCAGGAGGUGUUGCAGGCAGUAAGAGCUGUGCGGCCGAUCGCCAAUCCCAACCCAGGCUUCAAGCAGCAGCUGGAGGAAUUCGGCCAGGGCGCUGCACAGAAGAUCCACAGACAGCUGGCGCAGAGAUAUGGCACCGACCCUUUCAAAGACAAGGAAGAGCUCAGGGCCCUGCUUCCUGCAGACACAGACGGCGCGUCCAGGACAGCAGGACCCCUGCAGGGACGGGGGCCAAGGAGCAGAGACCCGAAGGUCCCGGUCCCCUUUCUGCUGCGGGUGAAGCAGACGUUCUCCUGCAUCCCCGCCUGUUUUGAAAUGAGUCCAGCUGAGGCACGGAGAGGAGGGAAGUGAAGCAUUCUGGGAAAUACCUAGCGUAACAUAGCCAGCUGGCAACACCACGGCCUGCAAAGGAUGUCCCUCCUCUUAUAUGUCGGGGAGAGGUAUGGUCUCGUGGAACAAGCUCAGGCCUGGGAGCCAGGAACUCCUGGGUUCCCUUUGAGGUUCUGUAAUCUUCCUCUGUGGUCUUGGGCAAGUCACUUAACUUCUGCCUCAGUUUCCCCAUCUAACACGGAGGGAUUCAUUCUGGUGUUUCUGUCUCCCAGGCUGCUAGGAAGGUCGGUUAGUUAAUGUGCCCAGGGCACUGAGGGGCAGAGGUGCUAAUGGCCGUUCUUGAGUACACAAGACUGUGCCCCAGCCUACUGAACACAACGGAUCACAACCACUAUGGAGGAGGGGACUUUCCGGCUGCUAAGAGACCGAUGCAAAAUCCCAGCCGGGAAUGGACUUUGACAGUGAAUUGUAGCGCUUCAAAUAAAUACUGCACAGCACCCAUGAAAA